Tremella mesenterica DSM 1558 is the source of this 1190-nucleotide messenger RNA. RefSeq lists its product as uncharacterized. Gene Ontology annotation, biological process: rRNA base methylation. Gene Ontology annotation, molecular function: rRNA binding; rRNA (pseudouridine) methyltransferase activity. NCBI's taxonomy places the organism in Eukaryota, Fungi, Basidiomycota, Tremellomycetes, Tremellales, Tremellaceae. The coding region runs from base 58 to 1032 and encodes 324 amino acids. The transcript is spliced from 8 exons. The record is from RefSeq and is a predicted model, not a curated record. Gene Ontology annotation, cellular component: nucleolus; small-subunit processome.
CCCAAACGUCGAGCUUCUCACUCAUCACAUUCCAAACCACGUUCUUCCCUUUCUAAAAUGUCAGCAGAGGCACCUGCCUUCGUCCCCCGUUCUAGACGUUUAUCUCGUGUGGAGAAAGAAAAAGAGGGUGUACAUGAUGAAAGAGUGGUAAGAGAUGAAACAAAGGAUAAAGUGGAUGUUGAAGAAAUCAAUCGUUCUCAAAUUUUAGGAGGUGAAACGGAUCAAGCUACAUUGAGUAAAAUAAAUAAUGCUGUUAAUAAUUCCAGAUGGACAAAACCUUUACCAGGUAGUAGAAGACCUGAAGUAGGAGCGGAUUUCAAACCUAAAGCUGCUAGUGUACCUAAGAGUAAUGAUGCGAAAGAGAACACUAGGAGAUUGAUCGUUGUUUUGUCUCAAGCUUGCCUGGAGACAUAUAGGGUCAACGCGGGCAGUGGAGGAAAAAAUGCAGCUGGGAAAGAAGCUAAAUACGCUUUACUCAAUUGUGAUGAUCAUCAGGGGAUUUUAGCUAGACAAGGGAGGGAUAUAGCGGAUGCUAGACCUGAUAUUACUCAUCAGUGUCUUCUCACGUUGCUCGACUCUCCUCUCAAUAAAGCUGGUCUGCUACAGAUCUACGUUCAUACUGUCAAAGGUACUUUGAUCGAAGUAAAUCCCAGUGUCCGUAUCCCACGAACUUUCAAGCGUUUUUCUGGACUCAUGGUCCAGUUACUUCACAAACUCAGUAUCCGAGGUGUUCAAGGCUCUGAAAAGCUUUUGCGAGUGAUCAAAAACCCCGUGACGGAUCAUUUCCCUACAAAUACCAUAAAACUUACUCUCUCCGCCGAUGCACCGACCAUACGAUUGAACCAAUUCGUCAAAGAUCUCCCUCAAACCCAUUCCGUCGCCGUGUUCGUCGGUGCCAUGGCCAGAGGUCCGGAUAAUUUCGCCGAUGCCUAUGUGGAUCAGAAGAUUUCCAUCAGCGAAUAUUCUUUGUCCGCUUCUGUGGCUUGUGGCAAGUUUUGUUGUGCGAUGGAGGACUUGUGGGAUAUCGUGUGAGGGUUGUGGGGUUAGGGGAUUGAUAGAUCAUUGGAUCUUUCAUCCGAGGAUACAUGUACAUAAAUCAUCAAGAUUACUCGUUCAGAGUGCUCUAGUCAUUCCUUGCUCUACUCGAGUACAGUAUAUGAUCUAUGUUACAUAUCGUCUAUGGGCUAUGG